AUGUCUCAAAACAAGCUCACCGACACCAACGCCGAGGGUCUCUCCAUCGUUGAGAAGGCCCAGAAGACCUUCUUCAACCGUGGCACCUACUCCUCCAACCCUCCCUGUGAUGGCUGUUACGACGACAAGGGAACCUUCUGUGUCUGGCCUGUGGCUGUCUUCGCUCAGGCUGUGGUGGAUGGUGCUCGAAUCUACCCCGAGCUCAAGAAGCUGAUCCCCCAGGCGUUUGAGGCCUUCAAGCCCUACGAGACCCAGGAGUACCCCAGCGUGUGCACUGCCUCCAAGUACUUUGACGGAAACAAGGACAUCUACUUCGACGAUAACGCCCAGAUUGCCUCUGCCUACAUCACCGCUUACGAGGUCACCGGCGAGAAGAGCUUCCUGGACAAGGGCCGAAACAUUGUGCGGUUCCUCAUGACUGGCUACGACUCCACUGGUGAGCCUGGAGGAGUGCGAUGGCACAUUGGCAAGACCGGAUCUAACGCCUGUACCACCUCCGAGUCUGCCUGCGCCGCCCUCCGACUGUCCAAGUACGUCCCCAACGAGGCCUCUUACUACAUUGACUUUGCCCGAGACUGUGUCAAGUGGGUUGUCCACCGACUGCAGGACCCCGAGGACUGGCUUAUUCGAGAUGGUGUUGAAUACCAUGAUGGCCAGGGCUUUUCCGUCAACGACAUGAAGUGGACCUACAACCAGGGAACCACCAUCUCUGCUCUUUCCGGACUCUACGGUAUCACCAACGACCAGUGGUACCUCAAGGAGGCCGAGAAGAUCAUCCGAGGUGUUUGUGAUCCCAACACCACUAUCUUCGACCGAGACACCCAGCCCGAGUUCCGAUACUACCGAGACAACGUCUACUUUUACCAGCUGCUUGCCGAGGGUUUUGCCGACUUUCUGCUCUUCUGCGGAGACGACACAGACCCCAAGUAUGCCCAGCUGGCUGUUGAGCAGACCAAGCGAAACCUGGUCUACAUCUACCAGUAUCUGCGGGACCCUAAGGACGGUCUGUACUUCCAGACCUUUGAGAUUUUCCGAAUCACUCCCGAGCUGGCCCAGGAGUUUGACCGUCUGACCGGUGAGAACCGAAAGUUCGAGCCUUCUGAGGGAGAGCGAGCCAAGGGCAAGUACGAGAAGGAGCCCGUUGAGAAGCGACCUCUUGUCAAGACUCUUCUUGGCCAGGGAGGAGCUGCCCGGGUCUUCUUCCAGUCCGCCCGUGUUGUUCCCAAGCUCAACUAG
Molecule: messenger RNA, 1236 nt
Organism: Yarrowia lipolytica CLIB122
Lineage: Eukaryota; Fungi; Ascomycota; Dipodascomycetes; Dipodascales
Biological process (GO): carbohydrate metabolic process
Source: RefSeq, a predicted model, not a curated record